CCUCCCCUCCUGCACUGCAAAUCAGGGCCCUCCCUCUCUCCACUUCUCCCUCGCUCCCUGCCUCCUCUCUCUCCCCUCCCUCACUUCGUUCGCUCAGUUUCUCCUUGAGCGUGAGUCCUGUAGCGCUGGGGACUGGGAGCAGGAGACUGACGCAUUUCUCUAUCUGCCUGUACCUGCAGGGGAAGAGGGAGGGAAGGAGAGUGCACUGGUCUUACUUUGUCUCUCAUGGAUUUGACCUUAGCAUCACAAUCUCCUCUCCUGUUUGUGCUUCUAUAUCCACGGUGCUGCUCUGCUGUUGGUAUGCUGUGUACUCCGAGGGAAUAGGAAUCAGUACAGCUCUUCCUCCUGCCUGACACCAGCUGUUCUGUUCUUCCUGUAAAGUUUUCCACCAGGAAGACGACCGCAGCGUGGGCACUAUGGAGAGGUAGAUUUUAUGAAUUGUGUUCCUCUGUGAUUCCGGACGUGUCAGAGCGACAGCUUCAGAAUCCCACUGUCAGGUUUGAUGUGUGAGGGGCGUGAGAAUCAGAACAGAUAAGCUAUGUUGUGACAUUGCAUUGCACUUCUACGUCUGUGGAUUUAUUGCUGCUACUUGGUGUGAUCAUCAGUAUGUGGCUGAAGAACCCGUUUACAGACGGUGCAGCAGUAUAUCUGCUGUGAUCACAUCGUCACACCUGAGUCUCUACCAGCUGGGGUUGUCUGUAAAACAGCCGUAACCCUUUUGGGUUCCCGCUACGGUCUUGCCCUUCUGUAUAACUGUGUAUGGAAAUAGGCAUCUUGCAGAACAACAGAAAGCUUAAAAUAUAGUUCAACUUAGCCCCAGAUCCUGGGCCCCUCGCUGCUGAUGAUGGACUGAAAUGGAGUCAUGAUGGCUCCAGUGGGAAUGGACAGCACAGAGGCUCACUGAAAAGCACUAAGGGACAGUGAAGCUGGACAGAGACACUAGGGCAUCUGACUGGCUGUGCUAUCCUUUACAAACAGCCCAGCUACUGCAGCAUUGACCUAGCUACGCAACUCAACAGUAUCCAGGACACCAGCUCUGGACCUGGAUCACUACCUGGCUCAAGGGCUCACCCUCGACCACGGUAUCACACUGGACUGCUACUGGACUCAGUAACCUAUAGUAAUCUGGACCACAGCCUGACUGAGCGCUUUGUCCGGACUUCAUUCUGUGAAGUUGGUCUUUUAGUGUUCUGAUCUGAGAUGGAGUACCUGGGGGACAAGCUGUCGGUGGCCCAGUCCCAGGUGUCUGGGUGGAUGGGGAACGUACGCCGCUCCCUGCAGGGGGCACUCAGCUUGGUGUCCAGUGCAGUGGAACGUGGGGGCAGGGGGGCCGAGGACAGCCCCGGGGGCUUCAAGAGGGCCAACUCGUUACGUUCUCUAGCCUCUCGCAGCCGGGAUUCUUUCCGUAGGUUCUCUCUGCGCAGCCAGCAGCGCCUGUCCCUACGCAGGCGUCCUGGGACCAGCACCCCCAACACCCCCACUGCUGAGCAGUUGAAGCAGAGUGUGGAUGGUGAGGAGGAGGGGAGGGACAUGGACACACUGGUCCAUGAGACGGACAGCCAGUACGGGACCUGGGAGACAGGACUGCACACUGACGAUAGCCUGACUCCUGCCACGCCCACCUCAGACAGCCACCUCAGUCAGUCCCCUAGGAAACCCACUCCACUCUACACGCCAGAGGAAGAUGCCCACACCCCGCCCAGCGACCUUGACACUCCAGACGGCUUCUCCCCCUCGGCCCAGCCCAACAUACAACCACUCCCUUUCCCUGAGGCCUCCACCAUCCUACUGGACUCCAGUGCUCUGCGCUCCAGGGUGCAGUUGAGUAAGAUGCGGGGGCCACGUUCGCGCCCCUCCAGGGUGGCUCGUCAGACUGCUGCUCUGUCUGUAAACCCAGAGGGACAGGCCACACCUACUGAGGACUGGCGCUCUCGAGACUCCACAGAGGACAAAGUGGGGUCUUCCAAGAAGGAGGACUCAGACUCUGAGGAGCAAGCGAGAGGCGCUGACCCCCGCUCUGCUGCUGCCUCCUCCCAGCCCCAGAGAGUCGCCCUCUUCCCUGGGAUGGACCCCUCCGCUCUCAUGGCCCAGCUCAAGAAGAGAAGCGACUCUGACAAUCAGACAGACGGACCCGCCAUUUCUCUCUCCCAGCUGUCCCGUUCUCCUAAAUCCCCCUUCCUGCCCCGGGCGUCCCGUGUGCUGCCCCCUUCCGGAGGGAAAGAAAAUGGUGAGGAGGCCUCACCACAGUGGCUGAGAGAGCUGAAGUCGAAGAAGCGCUUCAGUCAGUAUGAAAAUGACAGCUAAGUGUGAAUGAGCAGGUUGCCUUAACUGGAGAAUCUGGUGGCGAAUCGGAGACAGUAGCCUUAACCUUUGACCCUGAGAAGAUGGGAAUUCUGCUGCUGACAUUGUAAUUUGUCAUCUGUUUGUUUGUUUUCUCUGUUCUCUUCCUGCCUGGCUCAAAUACAUGUGCAUGGUGCCUUCUUUCAGACAACCUUGGUCUUAUGGAUGAAACGAGCAAGGGAAACCACUACUCAGAGCGUCCAUGUCACUACUAGCUUCUCCACCUCCUGUGUCUGGGAGGUCUUUGCAUAAAGCCACUUUACCCUCUCACAUGACAGGGAAGACUACGGAAGGGGGGAUCCCAUUCUCUCCUGUCAGGUUGUAUUUCAGUAAUGGUUAACUUGUGGGACCACAUGCCUCUUAACCUGGAAGUGCUUCAAUAAGCUGUAGGACAUAUAGCACCUCCACAAGACAUAUUUUUAUUUAGUUUUCUCUUUUAAAUAUAAUUUUCAGGUUAGUCUAUGUGUUAACUGUAUCUGUUAGUGAAUGGGUGUUGGUAAAACCUUUGCCAUAGGAUAACAUUUCUGAUUUGAUUUUUUGUCAUUGAUCAUAGAGAACAAAACACUGCUGAACUAAUGGUCAGCCAGGCUGUAUUAUGUGUUAGUAAUAAAGAUGGUAUCUGUAAUCAUGAAAUGUUAUAUUUGUAUUGUUGCUAAUUUGAAAGAUGAAUCAUAACAUGUCAAAGAGUGCUAGGCUUGUAUGGAGAGCAUUUAAAGCAUCUCUACAGCAGAGGCCCCCAAGCCCGUUCCUCUGGUCCACUCAGUGAACUAACUGAGAAUCUGUUGUGUUGACUUCAUGCAGUCCCUUUUAAAUUAUGGGUAAAGAGGAAUGCUUUGGGUUCGGUGUCUUUUAUCAUAUGUCUGAAUAUCUGUUUCUACUGGUGGAAAAGGGGAGGGUUAAUCACAAUGGACAUCUAUCUCCAUCUCAAUUACACUCCUAAACGCAUGAAAACACUAAUCAGCCUGUUCUUCCUCCCUUUACCUCAACUUAUCUCUUCAGCGUAAGAUCAAAUGAUUGAGUGUGUAAUACUGAUGGAUGAGUGAGUAAGGAUUGCAAGGGAAAUGUUCUAACUGUAUAUGUUACCAAUGAGCCAUACAUUCAAUGUGCACUCCCUGGGUUCUGUUUUACCAGCAUGUCUGCAACACAUCUCCCAUUUAGCCACCUCCUGUGCAAUUUCCCAGCAUUUUUUGGAAAAAGAUGUGCAUGCACACUCUGCUCCUUUUCACCAUGCUUUGCUCAGACACUAACUGAAUGGCCACACCAAGUAGCAGUGGUACAAUCAUACAAUCUGGAUAUCAUGGCUUCAUCCACAGAACUGUUAUGGUCCCAUUGUGCACAUGGUCGAUGCAGCGGUGGGGAUGGAUAGUGGAAUGGUAGGAGUAUGGCUUUCACUACUCCAGUGGGGAAUGCGAGUAAAGUAUAUUGUUUUGAGAUGAGGGUGGUUAUUCUACCCUUUUUUGCUGCACAUGACUUGGACUAUUUGCACCAGUUGUUUAGGGCUUGUUUGAGCUGACUUAGGCCAUUCCUCUGACCAUGUUAGCCAUGCUCCACUGUCCCACUACUUCCACUUUAUUGCUUGAUGCACUACAGCACUGACCGCAUUCCACAGUUUCAUAGACAGACAUUGGAAUGCUAAUGCCAUGCAAGUGAAUGUGUUGAUUGAAUCUUUGGAGUUGUCGUCCCUAUGGUAUCUGUCCAUGGCAUUUGACUUUGUCAUGACUUAUUUUAUUUUUUUCUCUGUUUCUCUUGUUUUAUUUUAAAGUAAAAUAUGUAUAUUGCACUGUUGUAAGGCCGUUGUUCAAAAGUGUAAAUUCUCAAUAAAAUUUACUGCGUUAAUAAG
Messenger RNA from Coregonus clupeaformis (lake whitefish), 4180 nucleotides. RefSeq lists its product as uncharacterized. The coding region runs from base 1201 to 2304 and encodes 367 amino acids. The record is from RefSeq and is a predicted model, not a curated record. NCBI's taxonomy places the organism in Eukaryota, Metazoa, Chordata, Actinopteri, Salmoniformes, Salmonidae. The transcript has 8 exons.